Molecule: messenger RNA, 2000 nt
Organism: Bactrocera latifrons
Lineage: Eukaryota; Metazoa; Arthropoda; Insecta; Diptera; Tephritidae
Gene: Ucp4A
Product: mitochondrial uncoupling protein 4
Exons: 5
Coding region: 210-1250 (346 amino acids)
Biological process (GO): response to cold; mitochondrial transport
Cellular component (GO): mitochondrial membrane
Source: RefSeq, a predicted model, not a curated record
GUAGCUUUUGGCUUUGCGCCUUUAUUUUAUUACCUUUGACGUUUUGUCUAAAAAGUAGUUUUCAUAUGUUUGUUAGGUAUCGGUAUAUUGUAUUGUGCCAUGAGUAGCGACGAACAGACUUUUGUUUUCAGUUUUGUUUUAUAACUUUUUUUUUUUUGCUUUUUUGACAGAGAAAUCAAGACUAAAAAAUUAAUAUUAAAAGCCUUAUAAUGCAAAGUCAAACACAAAAUAAUUCGGCAGGCGAACCAUCGUCGCCUCCACCGGCGCCUCCGGCAGGACCUGCAACAAGAAAUCAGUUACGUCCCGUCAAGUAUGAUUAUGCAGAUUCAUUUGCUUGUACUUAUGUAGUAUCCGUUGUUGCUGCUUCCGUAGCAGAACUAACUACUUAUCCACUGGAUCUCACCAAAACUCGUUUACAAAUACAAGGCGAAGCAGCUGCUAACAGCUUAAAAACCGACCUAGGCGUUAAACAAAAGUAUCGUGGCAUGUUGGCGACCGCGUUCGGCAUUGUCAGAGAAGAGGGCACAAUGAAGUUGUGGCAAGGUGUCACGCCAGCUCUUUAUCGCCACGUCGUUUACAGUGGUGUGCGUAUAUGCAGCUAUGACUUUCUGCGUCGUAAAUUGGGUAACGAUGAAAACGGCAUAAUUACGUUGCCGCUGUGGAAGUCGGCGCUUUGUGGUGUAUCGGCAGGUGCAGUUGCACAAUGGUUAGCUUCACCAGCCGACUUAGUUAAGGUACAAAUUCAAAUGGAAGGCAAACGUCGUUUGAUGGGCGAACCGGCACGUGUCCAUGGCGCAGCACACGCUUUCAAAGAAAUUGUUCGCCGCGGUGGUGUAGCUGGUUUGUGGAAAGGCAGCGUUCCGAAUGUACAGCGUGCGGCACUUGUGAAUCUUGGAGAUCUCACAACAUAUGACACUAUCAAGCAUAUGAUUAUGAUCAAAUUGAAUAUGCCCGAUUGUCAUACCGUGCAUGUACUUUCCUCCAUAUGUGCUGGAUUUGUAGCUGCCAUUAUGGGCACGCCGGCAGAUGUGGUGAAGACACGUAUAAUGAAUCAGCCGACAGAUGAUAAGGGCAGGGGUCUACUCUAUAAAGGCUCCAUCGAUUGUCUGCGUCAGACAGUGAAUAAGGAAGGUUUCGCUGCACUGUAUAAAGGCUUCUUACCUUGCUGGAUACGUAUGGCACCAUGGUCAUUAACUUUCUGGCUGUCAUUUGAACAAAUCCGUAGCAUGAUCGGUGCUUCUGGUUAUUAGUUUCUUUUGUGGAACCUUAGUGUACUCAUAUAAAGUGUUUUAUAGGCGUCGCCGCUGUUGUUGCAAGCUUACAUGAGUUUCUCAAGUGAUCGGAAUAUUAGAACGUUCUUACAAAGUUCAAUACGUUUUCAAAACAUACAAUACAUAAGUACGAAAAAAAUAUUUUUGAUUUAUUUCACAUUGAAUAUUCUGUAUUAUACGACUGCUAACAAUAUUACAUCUAUUUUGUCUUAUAUGCAUGCUAUCAACUGGAAAAUUAUAUUUUUAAAGAAAAAAAACCGUGAAAAAAUCAUUGCAAAUGAUGGUCAGGAGUAGCGAGUAGCGUCAGAUAAACCCGGUCAGGCAGCGGAAGUGAUUAAUUUAAAGCAAUUACCACGUCAGCCGGUUCUACGUACCGGAAUUGAGUCGGAUUUCAUCCGACCAAGGGCUGUUUUUUCGACUAUCUAAAAAAAAAAAAACUAAUUUAACGCAUAUUUUUACGGUUUAUGCGGAUCUAUUAUUGUGCGCGUAUCGGUAAAAAUGCGUUUCAUUAUACAUAUGUAUGUAUUAAUGUCGUAAGAAAUUGGAAUAUUUAUUAUACUACUACUAAACAUACAUACAUACACACUUAAAUAUAGAAGAUUGUAAUAAAUUAUGCGAAGCCGUAUAUGCUGCGCUGCAGAAUAUCUUUAAGUAAUUAAGGUGACAAUAUAAUAUUGCAUAAUGUAAAUAAAGAAUAAAUAAGUUUUUUACAUAUAUACUAAUACUAAA